Morchella sextelata is the source of this 1455-nucleotide messenger RNA. RefSeq lists its product as uncharacterized. Bases 1 to 1455 code for a protein of 484 amino acids. Lineage: Eukaryota; Fungi; Ascomycota; Pezizomycetes; Pezizales; Morchellaceae. The record is from RefSeq and is a predicted model, not a curated record. The transcript has a single exon.
AUGCCUAGAAACCAAGAUAAAGCGUGCUUGCAUUUUGAGUUAGACCUUCGAGGAUGCGGCCCAUGCACGGAACCACAGCCCCAACCCCAACCUCAACCAAAGUCGGACAGCCGUGGGCGUAGGGAGGAAAGAGAGCACAGCCACAAAAAAUACACCCAACACCACUCAGAUCUCAGAGCUGAGUCUCCCCCAAUCGCCAUCCGUGCUGGAACUCGGCCUCCCCCGGCGGAGAGGCACACCACAAAACACCGGGCUCCUUCAAAAACCCGGGCCCGCUCCCCGGUUGCACCGGUCGUAUAUCCACAGCAAGAGGAGGUACCCAUCACCCAUCACCGGCGGUCUAAACGAGUGCACCGCCGUGAAACUGCACCAGUCAAUCCAGAAGAGGCAACAGCCCCACGUCGCCAUAACAGUUCAUCCUCCCGGCGUCGGGAUGAAGAUCAUAUGGCUCCACGGGGUUACGCUCUCCCUCAGGAUGCCCAAUUCCAGGGUUGGGUUCCAGAGGGCAGACCGAUUAUGAACUUCUUCACGGAACAAGUUCCAGCACCACCCCCGCCACAGCAUGUAUGGACACCGGAACAUGACGACGAUCCUGCCGCACCACUAAACUGGGUACCCCCGAGCGUGGAAAUACCUCCACCCCCGCCGCCUCGCCGCCGGUACACAUCGGAUUCUGCCAGACAUGCUGAUCCUUCCCCGCCAGGAGCCUGGUAUGUCGACGAUGCUACUGCCGAGCCCACUGCUAGAGACACUCGUAAAGACCCUCUGCACCGUAGUAGAAAUUUCUCGAAUGCUGCGGAGACGGAAAGACCAGCAGCUAGAGAGAGUCGCAAACGGGAUCACAACCGUCCUACGACAGACAGUAGUGCACGCAAAGAUGCGCACCGGAAGCGCGACCAUGCGCAGGACCGUACCGAGCAGGGGACGCAUUAUAGUGUCCGGUUUGAGUACGUUCAUCCUACGCCCGACGGGCCACCUGGUGGCUGGUACCAGCAUGAGGACUUUUCCCAUGCGCAUACUACUUACCAACACACCGCCUACCAGACCCAUUUCCAUGCCGAUCCAUAUGCCAGCGGCACUCCGUAUGACAAUGAGCCGCCGUCAUUCCAUACAUAUACUGAAGGUGAGAGUUAUGAAUGGAGUAGCUAUCCUCGCCCAUCUGCUUCUCGCGGGGACUACCAGGAGCACCACAGAAGCGGUGGAAGACAUAGACAUGAGUAUCCACCAAAUGGUGCGGCUGAGGCUGUACCGCCGGUAAAGGACUUGACUGAGCACUGGGCUGUACUGGGGCUCCAGGAGGGUGCAGAUGAUGCGGCGAUUAGGUCGGCGUAUAAGAAGAUGGCGCUGAAGUGUCAUCCGGAUAGGCAGGUGGGAAAAGACGAGAGAGAAAAGAAAAAGAUGGAGGAGCUGUUCCUCAAGGUGAAGGCCGCGCACGAUGUCUUGUUGAAGAAGUAG